AUGCACCUCUCCGAUCUCUCAUGUCCAUCGGAUUUUGAUGUGAUUGGUCUCACCGAGACCUUUUUACAACAUGAGUGGAAGCAGUUGCCUUUCGGUUUCUCGGAUUUCUGCCCGGUUUGGUCUCCUGCUGUCAAAGUUUCAGCCAUGGGGAGGGCCAGUGGCAGCCUGGUGGUGCUUAUGCUGAGGGACAGAAGCCAGAAAUGGUCUGACAGGGAGAGGAUUCUGGAUGCGAGUCAGGCUGGGUUCAGGCCGGGCAGGGGAUGCUUGGAUCAGAUUUUUGUUCUAACCAGUGCAAUUCAAUUGCAGCUAAGACUCGGUUCUAGAAAAGUUUUUAGUGUGUUCGUCGAUUUUCGGAGGGUGUUUGAUUCGGUCCCUCAUGUGAAACUCAGGUCCAAGCUGCUCUCGCUUGGUCUGAGCCCUAAGAUUGUUAAAAUUGUAAAAUCUCUUUAUGACUGUGCCGCAAUUAGAGUCAAGUCUGGGGGUUCAUUAACCAAUGAGAUUCCGGUGGCCGAGGGUGUUCUCCAGGAUUUGGAAAAAUAUCUCAGGAAUUUGGGCUUCAAGGGAGUGAAUAUUAAUGGGCGUGAUGAUGUACUUCUUUUACUUUAUGCGGACGACUUAGUAGUGUUGACUGAAAGCGAGAUCAUGCUUCAGAAGAUUUUAGAUGCCUCACAUUGUUACUGCCUCGAGAAUGACCUCACCGUCAAUUCUGAUAAAACUAAAGCUAUGGUAUUCAGAGAGGGUGGUAAGCUAAGUCCUUCCUUAAAGUUCUUUUACGACGGAAAAGCCUUGGAGAUUGUUUCAAAGUAUACGUAUCUGGGUGUUCUUUUCAGUAGCUCGUCCCUGGGUUCUCUCGCGGCUCGAGAGGCGGUUUGUAAAGCUAAGCAAGCCAACAGCACAGUAUUAAGCCUUCGCUCUGGUGGUAAAUGUGACUCCUGGUCUUGUAUGUUGAAGUUGUUUGAAUCCAUAUCCAAGCCGACCCUUCUCUAUGCGUGUCCCGUCUGA
Messenger RNA from Diachasma alloeum, 1002 nucleotides. RefSeq lists its product as uncharacterized. The transcript is spliced from 3 exons. The coding region runs from base 1 to 1002 and encodes 333 amino acids. The record is from RefSeq and is a predicted model, not a curated record. NCBI's taxonomy places the organism in Eukaryota, Metazoa, Arthropoda, Insecta, Hymenoptera, Braconidae.